This is a messenger RNA of Miscanthus lutarioriparius, 2586 nucleotides long. Lineage: Eukaryota; Viridiplantae; Streptophyta; Magnoliopsida; Poales; Poaceae. The record is from the annotation of a GenBank genome assembly.
AUGGCCUCUCGCGCGCCCACCCCUCCUGCUCCUCCCCACCUCCGCCUCCACGCCGCGUCCCUCUCCUCGCCGCGCCUCCCACUCCCGCACACGCGCGCCCCGCGCUGCCGCGGCGGACGGAGCCGCCUCCUCUCCGCGCUGCCAUCGCCGUCCCCCUCGCCGGCCUCGCGCUCGCAGGGCGUCUCCACCGCGCCGAUCGAGCGCGAACCACCGGGACCCGCGCCCGCGCCGCCUCCCCCAGCUCAGCAGCCGCAGCCGCAGCCCCGCCGGGACCCGGCGAUCGCCGCGGAGGUCGCGCGCCUCUCCGCCGCCCGCGAGAGGCUCCGCGCGGCGCGCACGCUCCGUGACAAGCUCCGCGCGCUCGACGCGGAGCCCCGCGUCGCGGCGUUCUUCGGCAAGGAGUCGAGCCGCGGGGUGCUGGGCGCGCUCGAGCCCCGCGAGGUGCUCCUGCUGAAAUGCCUCGUCGCGGCAGGACAGGAGCACGUGCUCGGCCGUGAGCUCGACUGGUACGGCGGCGACGGCCACCACGAGCACCACCACCGCAACGGGGCGAGGGGUGGUAGUGCCCUGCGGGAUGCGCUCUAUCAAAUUAUGGCAUUGGAGUUCCUUUCAGCCUCUAAGGAUCACAUGCACCGACCUAGCAAAGACAAGUUUGUUGAUUUCCAUGUUCCCAGUGGACUUAAUUUGUUGGAGGAUAAAGAAUAUGCAUCUCAAGCAGCUCUGUGGGGAAUUGAGGGUUUGCCAGAACUAGGUGAAAUUUACCCAAUUGGUGGUGCGGGUGAUCGUCUUGGUUUAGUGGACUCAGAUACUGGUGAAUCCUUUCCUGCUGCGUUGCUCCCUUACUGUGGGAGAUCUCUGUUGGAAGGGCUGAUAAGGGAUCUGCAGGCUAGAGAGUUUCUCCACUUCAAGAUCUUUGGAGGUCAAUGUAUAACCCCAGUUGCAAUCAUGACUAGUUCUGUGAAGGAUAAUCAUGAACAUAUAAUUGCAAUAUGUGAAAGACUUGAUUGGUUUGGUAGAGGCCGUGACAAUUUCCGGUUGUUCGAACAGCCUUUGGUACCUGUAGUAAACGCCGAGGAUGGUAAAUGGUUAGUCAGCAAAUCAUUUUUUCCUGUUGGUAAACCUGGUGGUCAUGGCGCUAUUUGGAAACUUGCAUAUGAUAGAGGUGUACUCCAAUGGUUACAAAAUUGUGGCAGAAAAGGUGCAACUGUACGCCAAGUCAGCAAUGUGGUUGCUGCAACUGAUUUGACCGUGAUGGCAUUGGCAGGAAUAGGCCUUCGAUGCAAUAAGAAAUUAGGUUUUGCAUCUUGUGAGCGAAGACCGGGGGCUACUGAAGGAGUGAAUGUCCUUAUUGAGAAACAAAAUCUUGAGGGGCUAUGGUCAUAUGGCAUCACUUGUAUUGAGUACACUGAGUUUGAAAAGUAUGGCAUCCCAGAACCUACAGUUAGCUUUCCAGCAAAUACGAACAUUCUCUAUGUUGAUCUACAAGCAGUAGAGGAAGUUGGAUCCCGCAAAAAUGCUAGUUGCUUACCAGGGAUGGUGCUAAAUUUGAAAAAGGCAGUAUUGUACGUCAACCAUCUCGGCUUUGAGUGUAGUGCGACUGGAGGCAGGCUAGAGUGCACAAUGCAAAACAUUGCAGAUGAUUUUAUGAACACUUAUAACUACAGAUGCAGCAAAGGAAUAGAAAGUGAGCUUAACACUUUCAUUGUAUAUAAUGAAAGGAAAAGAGUCACUUCAUCAGCUAAAAGGAAGCUGAAAUCAGAAGACAGAUCAUUGCACCAGACUCCAGAGGGUUCACUCCUUGACAUUAUGCGUAAUGCUCAUGACCUCCUUUCCAGUUGCAGCAUAGAUAUCCCCAUGUUCGUAGGUGGUUCUGUUUCUAAUGGUUCAGAGUUGCAAAUAGAGGUGGCUGAGUUUCUAUGGAAAGAUGUUGAGCUGGAUGGAAGCCUUAUUAUUCUAGCUGAUAACAUCAUGGGUUCAACCAAGAAGAACAAAAAUGGUGAACAGAUACUGCACUAUGGUUCCAGGUGCGGGAGAUGCAGACUUCAAAGUGUUAAAAUUGUGAACGAAGGGAUCAACUGGACUUCUCCAAAUAAUGUCUAUUGGAAGCAUGAUGUGGAGAGAUCAGAAUCUGUAAAGAUUAUUCUUCAUGGAAACUCAGAAUUUGAGGCAAAAGAUGUAGUCUUGAAGGGUAACCAUGUAUUUGAAGUACCCAAUGGUCAUAGAAUGUGCAUCAUUCAGGACAGAGCAGGUUUUGUUGUUAAAUUGGAUCUUAUACGCGACGAUCUGAUGGACAGUGGAACCUGGCAUUGGAAGUAUGCAGUUGAUGGCGUCCAUACUGUCAGUGGCACCCAGUUACAGCUUAUUAGUAGAUUUCAGCAUUGUAAUCGAUCUGGAACAUUGGUGAUGAAACCUGAAACUGGCUACUUCACAGAUAAGGAGAACUAUGUACUGUACAAAAUAAUUGGGUCUGAGGUAACUGAAUAUGUGUUAACACUUAACAAAGUUAAAGCUCAACAUGGUGUUACAGUUGAGCUUUAUCGACACAGGUUUGUGUAUUGUCUGCAUGUCAGUGUUGUUUUGAACUGA